Messenger RNA from Zonotrichia leucophrys gambelii, 5117 nucleotides. RefSeq names its product rho-related GTP-binding protein RhoG-like. NCBI's taxonomy places the organism in Eukaryota, Metazoa, Chordata, Aves, Passeriformes, Passerellidae. Gene Ontology annotation, cellular component: cytoskeleton; cytoplasmic vesicle; cell projection. Gene Ontology annotation, molecular function: GTPase activity; protein kinase binding; GTP binding. Gene Ontology annotation, biological process: cortical cytoskeleton organization; establishment or maintenance of cell polarity; engulfment of apoptotic cell. The transcript is spliced from 3 exons. The record is from RefSeq and is a predicted model, not a curated record. Bases 729 to 1304 code for a protein of 191 amino acids.
GCGCUGACAGCGGGGCGCGGCCCGCGGCCUCCGCCCGCCCGGCCACCGCCGCUCCCGAACCGGGGGACGCUGUGGGCGCACCUGUCCCGGCGGGACGCGGCCGGCUCCGGGACAGGGCAGGGCAGGUAGCCCGGCGGUACCGGGGCUGCUCCGCCGCAGCCGCGUGGCCGGCCGGCUCCUGCGUGCCCCGAGGGCUUCGGGAAGGGAUGCGCGCCCCGCUUCGCGCUGGGCCGUGCGGGCGGAGCUGAGUGCGGCGGCCGGGGGUGCUGGGGAAGGGCUUGGAACGAGCCUUUAUCUGCUCCGGCAGGGCAGGGCAGAUCGCGCUUGCCCCGGUGCCGCCGUGUGCCCGGGCUGGGCUGGGCUGGGCUGGGCUGUUCGAUGCCAGCGCGAUGCUAACAAUCCCGAUCAGGAGCACCGCGACAAAUUUAAGGCGACCUCUGCUCCCAGCGAGUGUCAUAAAACGUUGGCACGAGAUGAGGCAGCCUUUGGGAAGGUCCCUUGCCUCCCUGCUGGGAGUGAGGAUAGGUAAGGAUAGGAAGGUUGGAUUUGUUCUCCAGCAGCUGGCACAGCGCUGUCUCAGGAAGAACAGUGCAAGGUGGUGACCUAAAACGCUCAGGGGGUGCCAGGAAUCCAGAAUGCUUAAACUGGAUUUAUCGUUCAUCCUGCAACGAGCCUAAAACGCCUCUCCACAGAACUUUAUGUCUGAGGACUCUGUUUGUGGGUGAAGGAUGCAGACUAUAAAGUGCGUGGUGGUCGGAGAUGGCGCGGUGGGAAAAACUUGUCUGCUCAUCAGCUACACCACCAACGCCUUCCCCGAGGAGUACAUCCCCACUGUGUUUGACAACUACAGUGCCCAGAUGACCGUGGACGGCCGGACAGUCAGCCUGAACCUCUGGGACACUGCGGGCCAGGAGGAGUACGACCGCCUGCGCACGCUCUCCUACCCCCAGACCAACGUCUUCAUCAUCUGCUUCUCCAUCGGCAGCCCCUCGUCCUACGCCAACGUCAGGCACAAAUGGCACCCUGAGGUUUCUCACCACUGCCCCAACGUCCCCAUCCUCCUGGUGGGCACCAAGAGAGACUUGAGGAGUGACCUGGAAACGGUUAAAAAGUUGAAAGAGCAGAGCUUGGCUCCCACCACCCCGCAGCAGGGGACUUCUCUGGCCAAACAAAUUGGAGCAGUCAAAUAUUUGGAGUGCUCGGCGUUGAAUCAGGAGGGUGUUCGGGAGGUGUUUGCUGAAGCUGUCCGUGCAGUUCUGUAUCCUGUGACAAAGAAGAACACAAGGAAAUGUGUCCUAUUGUAGUUGCCUUGGGUGAUGGAUGUUGGGAGUUGACUAGAAUCUUGGAGGGCUUUUUAACGAGUUAAAUUGAAGAUUUGCAUCUUGCACUAACAGCUCUAAGCAGAAAUGGUUUAUACAAUGAAUAUUCUUGCAGUCUUACUGCUUCAGGGAAACUGAAACGGAACAGGUUUUUUUUUUUCCAACUGAGAGGUCAAAUACCUAGUCUAUUUCUAAAGUUCCAGUCUCCAGCUUCUCCAGGGAUCACUUGAUUAUUUUAGUGGAGGAAAAUAAAAGAGGAGACCUCUUUGAAGCCACUUCUUUACUAGAUAGCCAUCAGUUACUAGAUUUGCAGAAAAGCACAAAUCCUGAUAACUUUGCUUUAAGUGUAGCUGCUGCUUUUCCCAUCCUUUAUUCACUGAUUGAAUUUGUUAUACAAACAGAAGUCUGGCUGUCCAGUUGUUUUGUCAAUUUAAAGCUUGAAAACAAUUUGUUUACUUGCGAAAAUGCCUGAACUGAGAUUCACCUUGUAGUGAACUGUGAUUGAUUGUAUGAAGAGUUAGCAUUAGGCAUGGUUAAUGCAAUGAACAAGACCAAGGGAAUACCUGCAAUGAUUUAUUAAUAGAAGCAGGAGCUGAUUUCUCCUUAUGUAAGGAACUUAGAAUAAUGAUGACUCACUCAAAUGAGUGAUUUUCAUAGUUUUGAGGUGGAGAAGUGGAAGAGUAGUUUAGAUUCAAGUCUUCCGUAAUCUUCUAAACUGAAAUUUUAUUUCGCUGUCCAAAGAGACUUUGCACCCUGAGAAUAAAGUUCUAACAAUUACCUUCUCAGGCUGACUGAGGUAUUUGGGAUGACACUUCUCAAAAUGAGAUUUUCAGUGUAAUCCCUUUGAUGAAUUCCAGAGACUUGACAGCAGCCUGUUUGCUUUUGAGGAAUGAAUUGCUUCAAUUCCUAACAUUCUCGGGGCCACCAUCUCAGAUUUUUAUGGCAAAUUCCUUAGUUGUUUUUCUGUGAGAAGGCUGACAGAAAAUUUAGAGGUUCUGUUUACAGGAACCCCUGCUUCUUCCUGUUUUCAGUUCAGUCUGUAAUGGUUAGCCAGUCACUGGAUAGGAUUACCUGGGUGGUUUUUUCCUCUCCUGGAUGCUCAGUUCUUAUGAACUCUUUUUAACUGAACUUCUAUUUACAUACUUUUUAACCUUCUUUAGCAGCUCUAGUAAGUGGCAGCUGGCUUUUAUUUUCAGGAUGUGCACUGUUCUUUAUGUGUGGUUCCGGGACCAGCUGAGGAGUGAGCGCAGAGCCCUUCCUUAGACUCAACCUUCCAGCUCCGUGGUAUGAAAGCAGCAUGCUUCAAAGAUACUUUGUGUGAAACCACUGGUGCUGGACUGGGCUUUGUUGUCUGAAGUUGACAGUGCUGUCUUUGUCUGGCUGCAGCCUCAAUUGGUCAUUCAGAACUUGCUUUUUCCUUGUGAUUCCCACACAUGCGAAACUGCACUGGUGUAUACCCUGGUCAGGAAAAAAAAAAAAGUGCCUCAUUUUAGCAGGAUAACAGAAAAUACAGCAACAAGGUUAUUAGGGAUCUUGUGUUAAUUUGACCUUGCUUUAUCUGAUGCUGGCAAAAAUACCAAGUGGAUAGAAAUGUUGGUAUUUGUGCUCUAUUCCACUAUUUGAAGAGGAUGUGCCUUUCUUCAGCUGGUGUAACUGAUGCUGAUGCUAACUGCAGUUUUUUUAAUCUGACACAUGCUCAUUUUGGUGCUGCUGUAGCCAAUUGCAACCCACAGAUUACAAACUGCAGUUAAUCCAAAUACUGGUGCCUGUGGUCAGUGAACCAACACAGAGUUCCAAACUGAGCACAGAAGUACCAAAACACCCUUUCUGCAGGAUGUUUGCAAAAGCCUACACACUCUGCACAUUUUUCUUCACCAAGUGCCAUUGCCUGGAGUGCUUUGUGUCCCUUGCACUUGCAGAGGAAGUGCUGUUCCAGAUGUGGUUCCUGCCCUGAAGGCUGUGAGGGUGUAGAGAAUUCACUGAGAUAACCUCUACUCACCACCUUCUGCCUUUGCUUUAGCUGUAGGCCUGUAGUGUGGGCUGGGCUUGCAGGCAGCAAUUAACUCUGUGCCUUGUAAUUCAAGAUUAUUUUCUGUAGGUAAAUUUCAGUAACUGAGUAAAUAGACUUUAUCAUGUUUAAAAUGUAUUUAUUUAAGCCAGUGCACGUGGUUUGUUUUAAUGCUGGUCAGACCUAAAUCAACUGUCUAGUGACCCCGGUGCAAGCCCAUAACCUUUGCUUUAUUCAGAAAUGUACUUUUAAAAGUCUGUGAUACGUUUGAACUAGUCUUAAGAGGUGCCUGAAAUUAAAAGUCUACCUUUUUUUUUUUUUUGCUACAUAUAUUUGCAGUUUUGUACUGAAGCUACUACUGUUUUUAAAAAUUUUUACUUUUUUUACAUACUGAAAUCUUUUAAUCCUGUGCCUUUUUGUGGUUAUUCCUAACUGAAUUACAUGCAUUUUGUGGAGAUGAAAUCUUGUGAGCAAGUAUUAUUGCACAACCCCUCCAUUUCUGUAGGCUCAAGCAGCCAUCCUGGAGUGAACUGGAAGAGAGUGUAGCGAGAUAAAAUUCAACUGCUUAAUCAAUUUAUUUGAUUUGGUUACACUGUUGAUUACAUUAUACCAGAACACCUUAUCCCCACUUAGAUUACUUAGCAAAUGGAUUGCACAACAGUGCUGAGGAGAAUAACAUGAUAGUGAUAAAAAUGAGCAGAGGGAACUUUGAACCAUCAAAGACUUUUUACUCACUUUGGAGAACCUGGUUAUUUAAAUGCUUUGUAUUUCUGUCACCCUCUGAUGGGAAUAAAAGUCCUGGCUAGCAGCUGGUUUCCUCCAGCCUCUGCUUUCCAUGAGGGUGAGGUUCAGGACAAAUCCAGAGAGCUUUUCCUUUCAGUGGGCAUUCUCCCUUCUUGAUCCUCCUUCCUUUUUUUCCCCACCUGGAAUUCUUGGUCCUUUUUUGUAAGUAAUCCAGUGCUUCAGUUUACAAUCAGUUCUGUUUGUUCCAUGCUUUAUUUUUCUUCUGUGGGCAGUUGAAAAAUACAGACUUCACAUAAUCCCAUGGCUGGAUUUUGUCUUGUUUUGGGAGGUCAGAAAACUCAGUGUCGGUUUCCUGAUCGGUUCAAGGUCCUUUGGUUUGUUUCUGAAUAGAGAUGCAAUGUGUAUGUCUUAAUUCACAGAAGAGACUCACUGUGAAGACACAGAUUUUAACCUUUGCUUUGUAAAUGAUUUCUGAACUACUUGGGGUUUUUUUUUUAAAUACAGCUGAAGCUGAGCAGUUCAGGAAUUGUGUGUCCAAAGGAUAUCCAUGAGCUGUGCUUAGAUUUGGAAGUGCUUUCUUCAGUUUACAGCUGUAGCUAUUUCUAUGAAAUUUAAAGCAGAAGAACCUCCCUGUGCUUUGUCUCCGGGUGCUAAACCUCACUCUGUAGAACCCUUGGUGCUGCUUGGGCUGACCCAAGAAGUGGAUGGAGCUCAGAGGGGUCCCAACCCCAGAGUGGGCAGCAAGGACCACCCAUCAGCAUGGGAGCCCAAGACUCUGAAGCGUGGUACCGAUACAUACACUGGCAACUUGAUUUUAUGCUAUAAAAUAAUUUGUAUUACAUCUAACAGUUUUAAAGGAUUUUUUUUUUCCUCCUUGUUUUAUUUUAUAAAUUAUGCAUAAUGACAUUGUAAUAAACCUUUCCUCACCUCUCUGGCUGUCGCAUUAACUCUCCCUGCUGUUUGUACCGCCCCUGUGCUGAAGGCAGCUCUUUCCUGUGGAAAGCCAGGCCCGGUUCUUUGAGGCAAUAAAAGGAAUUUUUGGCAAG